AUCCUGGGUACAUUGAUGAGACUCUGGAGACAGCGAAGAUAGAAAUCUGGGACGAAAAACCUCAGCAGGUAGAUUUGAUUUUAGACACACAAACAUCACAAAUAAAUAAUUUAAAACUCAACAAUUUACAAAUAGUAGAAGCACAAAGCAUAAACACAGAAGAUUCAUGGUUAACAGAAAGGGAAGAAAGGAAAAAUAAAUCACAGAAGUCUAAAAAACAAGCUGAAGAAGGACUGGAACAGAGGGUGGAAUAUUCCCCUGGUAUUGUUUGGACUGAGCAGAACCCUGCACUGAUGCAUCACAGUGAAAGCAGUAAAGAUCAAAACGUUGACAGGACUCCACAAAGAACAGGUAGAUUUGAUGACAGUAUUGAUGCAGACAAAAAAACCAACAACACAAUCAAUGAUAUCAGCUCUGCUGGAAGUCAUGAGGAUCUCCAAGUAAGAUGUGAACACAGUGAAGCAGAUCCAGUAGGUAAAUCUGUGAUGUUGGCUCAUAAAGUAAGAAAUGAAAAUGAUCCAUUAAGUAUUAACGCAGAUGAUUUAGCAGAGCGAUUAAUUUCUACCAAGGCUCCAAUGUAUGAUGAUCAGAAAAACAUAAAGCCAGCCAAGAGAGGACUGGAAGAGCAUGAUGAGCAGGAAGGAGCAGAGAGACAGGAGGAGAAAACCCUGUUUUUAAUGGACAGACUAUUUCUGGGAGCUCCGCUUAUGAAAGGAAUCACUGAGGAUCUCCAGCUCUCUCCUGAGAGAAGUACGUUGCCAGGCCUUGGAGAUGUAACCGAUCUUCAUGAGGACGAUUUUACCGUCAGAAUUCAGCCGCCUGGAACAGACAGUUUUGAGCUUCAGGUGUCAGGACAGAUGAUGGUAUCUGAGCUCCACCAGGUGCUUAUGGAUCAUGAGAUCACCUGCCACCGUACCUGCUUCUCCCUGCAGAUAGGACAAACGGUCCUCGACAGCCUGACCAAGCUCGGCUCCAUCGAGGGCAUUCGGGAGGGUGUAUUGAUCAGGGUGGUGGAGGAUCCCUACUCAGUGCGUGACGCUCGUGUUCAUCUCAGACACAUUCGCAGCUUGCUGAGAAGCCUCGACCCUGCAGAUGCAUACAACGGUGUGAACGGGCGCUCUCUAUCCUACCUGUCCUUAUACACCAAGGCAGAGCAAAAUGGUGAAAAUGAGAAAAAGAUGCAUGUUUCUGAGAAGGGUUCCAUAGACUGUAGCCCUCCAGCUUACAUCAUGCCUGGAUGUCAGGAGAGACUUUUAACUCCAUUGCAGCCCAUCAGAGAUGACUGGAAGCCUUUGCAGUGCCUGCGAGUCCUGACUACAAGCAGCUGGAACCCUCCCCCAGGAAACAGGAAAAUGCACGGAGACCUGAUGUAUGUCAGCGUCUUAACUUUAGAAGACCGAGAGCUCAGCAUCACUUGCUCCACGCGGGGUUUCUAUCUCAACCAGUCUACUGCUUUUAACUUCAAUCCUAAACCUGCUGCUCCUAAAAUCAUCUGCCACUCUCUGAUUGAGCUUCUGAAACAACUCAGUCCAGCAUUCAAGAAAAACUUCACAGCCCUGCAGAAGAGGAGAGUUUAUCAGCACCCCUAUGAGCUUAUUCCAGCUCCGUUCCAGGUCUAUACCUGGGCAGCACCUCUUGGAGAUCACACCCUGGACUGCAUCAGCUCAGAGGAAACAUACACCAGUGUUAUGGGGUUGGAUGAGCAGACAGCUGGACAGACUCGAGACUGGAAUGAGGAGCUGCAGAGAUCCAGGGAGCUUCCUAGAGCUUCCCUACAGGAGCGACUGCACAGAGAAAGGUGCAUCUUCAAGAUCAACAGUGAUUUUGUUGCAGCUGCAGCUCAAGGUGCGGUGUCCAUCAUGGAGGGCAACGUUAUGCCGUUAAACCCGGGGGAGCAGUCUCAUUUCCAGAUAUUCGUGUGGAAUAACCUCUUCUUCAGCCAGGCAUUUGACAUGUCAGAGCACUACAAGCCAAUAGGCGGCGAUGCUGCUGCUCAUGCUGCUGCUAUGCACGACCUGAGAGGAGUUCAGGCAUAUUCAACUGCUGACAUUGAAGGUCUUCACACUCUUGGGACGGCUGUGAUCGACUAUCAUGGUGUCCGUGUCGUUGCUCAGACCAUCAUUCCCGGAUUAUUGGAAAAAAACCAUGAGCAGAUAGUUUACGGCUCUAAUGACAAUGGGAAAACAGUCUAUACCCACCCACGGUUUUUAGAGCUUCUGGACAAGAGCCUUACCUCGCUCAGAAUCCAGCGUCACCAGGUCCUUGACCACAACAACAGCCCAGUGGAGCUCUGCUCAGCCGUCUCCACAGUUGGCAUAUUUGGAAAUGAUGGGCGGCCCUACAUUUUGGACCUUCUGCGGACUUUCCCCCAAGAUCUGAACUUCCAGUUCAGCUCAGCUGACAAUGAGGAGGAGGUACCCAAAGAGUGUCAGAGCUUUGGUUACCCACAGCUGCAUCCUCACGGCCUGGCCAGCCUCAGACCAGAGCUGAUAGAGGCCUACGUCCAGCACAGAGCCAAAGACCCGCCCCCUCAGAGCACUGAGGUGAGCACUGGAGGACCCAAAACCCCACACGCCCAAAGGGACCCCCAGAGCAAAGGCACCCAGGAGGGGCCAACCCAGGAAAUCCACGCCCCCACCAAGAGAAGAGGAGAGCCAGCCCUGAGGAAGUCCCCCAGCCACCACAAUGCCGAAGGCCCAUGA
Messenger RNA from Cyprinodon variegatus (sheepshead minnow), 2702 nucleotides. Its product is annotated as clustered mitochondria protein homolog. The transcript has 13 exons. Gene Ontology annotation, biological process: intracellular distribution of mitochondria. Gene Ontology annotation, molecular function: mRNA binding. The coding region runs from base 294 to 2702 and encodes 802 amino acids. The record is from RefSeq and is a predicted model, not a curated record. Gene Ontology annotation, cellular component: cytoplasm. Lineage: Eukaryota; Metazoa; Chordata; Actinopteri; Cyprinodontiformes; Cyprinodontidae.